AUGCACAACUAUGUAACAGCCACGUAAUAUUCAUGCACUGAGGUUCACGAGAAUAAAAAAAUAAAUCAUAAACGCCGGGAAUUUUAAAAAGCCAGGAUGGCAUUUCCUGUAGAUAUUCUGACAAAUGUGGAUCAUGAGUCCUUGGAGCAGGCAGCAGAGGAAUACAUGUCUCAGCUUCCAUAUAGAAAACCUGAGUACCUCAUCCUGCCUAAUUCCAAACAGAUAGAGAUUGGUCUCUGCAAUGUGAGUUUCGUCCCUCUAUAUGGUGCAGAUACUAAGAAGAAGAUCCUUGCAUUGUUCUCGCCUGACGACUCCAUCACAGUUGUAGGGCUUUAUUUGCUGGGGAAGUGGUGGGGAGUUGAAGAGGUUCUUAAAACAGCAGAGCCUUCAAGAACAGGCUUGAUCAAGGUCAGCACUCUUGGGGAGAGGAUAGUCCUGUAUGUCCUCAACAGAAUUGUGUUGAGAAAUGAGAAGAGCGGUGAAGAGGUUUUCUUCCUCUGCCAUGGUGAGCAUGAAUCUGCAAAAAUACUGUGGAAGGAUGGAGUGGCCAUUGGCUUUUACUCAUUCAAGCCCAAAGGGAGCUUGUGCAAAAACUUUGUGACCCAGUGCUAUCAGCUUCCUGUCAUGGACACGGUUUUUGUCAGGAAGUGUCACCGAGGCAAGGAUCAUGGCGUAAAGAUACUGGAAGAUUUUUUUUGUAGCUUCAGAAAUGAGGAUACAGGAUUAAAAUUUCCUCUUUCUGAAGCUAUGUAUAAAGUUUGUGAAAAGUACUUGAGAAUAUAUCCAGCAGACAAAGAGUUCCUCUGGGAAGUAGAAAAUACAGGAGGCUUUUUCCAGAGAACUCUAAUAGCGAAGAGGCUACAAGGGUUGAAGCAAAAAGAAAAGGACCAUGUUGUGAGCAAACUUAUUUUUGAGGAAGAAGAUGCCACCGCUCCAAUGGAAAUUGAGAUCACAAAGAUUCAGGAAACCACUGAAUCCACCAUGGAAAUUGAGGAGAAGAUCCCAGCAGUGGAAGUAGAAAAUGACGAUGCCACAGAAAAAGCAACCAAAGAAAUCAAAAAGAUGACAAAUGAGGAAAUUAAUUUAGCUGGUGAAACAGACAUAGAAAUGUGUAGCCUUGUUCAUGAGCAGGACAUCCAUGCACCUGUCAGCACAGAAAUAAGUCUUAGACAUAGAACAAUAAAGGUUACAUCUACACCAAUAAAAAAAUCUGGACGUGUACAAAAACGAGAAGAUGAGGUUGUUGUUGAACAUCAGGCAAGACAUACAUUAAUGAGCAAGAAAAACAGAAAUAAUCUCAGUUACAGAAGAGAGACAUGAAGUUAUGGAUCAAUGCGUGAGUAAGCUGGAGAACACAGGAGCAAGCUUAGCUGAAUUGGAGCCAGUGGAAAAAACAGAGAUAAGUAGAGAUAAAUAUGAAGAAAUCUCAGCAACAACAGAAGAGGUUGUGAAUGUCUGUACGUCAGUUAGUACAGCAGAGACCUGUCUUGAAGAAAUGUCAAACUCAAAUGUUAAGGAAACUAUGGCUGUUGAAAUUAAGAGUUCUGAAAAAGUUGUGAUUGGUGUAGAUAUAGAUGAUAAAGAGAAGGCCAUUCAGACUGUUGGAAGUCCUGAAGAAGAGGUCUCACUUCUAGAAGCAGAUCAUGAUGAGGGGGCAGAGAAAGAUGAUGGUACUCAAAUAAUAGGAUUACAAAAAUCCACAGUAGUACUUGUAGAUUUGAGCCAGGUUUCCCAAGAUAGAGAAAAAGAUGGUGAGAGUUCAGAUUUCUUAAUACAUUCCAAAACUGAGGAACAACUGAAACUAGAUGAAACAGACAAAAAUGAAAAAGAACUGGAAGAGGAUAAACAGCAA
This is a messenger RNA of Danio rerio (zebrafish), 1852 nucleotides long. It is a transcript of the gene fam169aa, whose product is annotated as family with sequence similarity 169 member Aa. The record is from RefSeq and is marked validated. Lineage: Eukaryota; Metazoa; Chordata; Actinopteri; Cypriniformes; Danionidae.